Messenger RNA from Bursaphelenchus xylophilus (pine wood nematode), 989 nucleotides. NCBI's taxonomy places the organism in Eukaryota, Metazoa, Nematoda, Chromadorea, Rhabditida, Aphelenchoididae. The record is from the annotation of a GenBank genome assembly.
AUGUUCAAAUUUUUAGUUUUCUCUCUGGCUUUUCUACCGACGAGUUCGGCCACCAGAUAUUGUCAAUCAAAGGGGGAUGGAUUCUACUCAAUAGCCGAAGAUUCUUGUUCCCAGAAGUUCUAUGAAUGCCGUGGAAAUCGAACAUUUACUCGAUCAUGUCCAGGAGAUUUGUUUUAUCGUCAAGAAGCAGAAAGAUGUGAUGCCAAGGAGCUGAAUCCUUUCUGUGAUUCUCAAGGAAUCACUGGGAAAGACGGGAAAUUUGUAAUAAAAUUGGAUGAAUUCUGUUUGAUGAGAGGAAAUGGGAAGUAUAGCAUCAGAGUUGUAAAGAAGGAGCUCAGGACUUCAAGGAAUAACUACGCCGAUCCAAUAGUUUGCCGGCCAUCGGAUGAAUUCAAAUAUCAGUUAAAGGUAAAUGAGAUGUAACGUCAGGGGGGAGUAAUCGAAGUAUACCACUAGCAUUUUUUUAUAGGUUAUAUGUAAUUUUCAUAGGUUGUAUGUAAAAUAUUCUAUUUAUAAUUUAAUUAAAUUAAAAUGUAAUUUCUGAGAAGCUAGAGUAAAAUUUAGUACAAAGGUCAAUUUCGACUAUCUUUGUGUAUUUUGCAUCGUAAAUUCGAUGUAAUUUUAUGACUUUCAUAUUUCCUUCAAUCAAAAAAUAUAAAACUUUCUUGAUGUCACCAGUUUUUAUGUUGAUCUCAAUGUACAGCUUGAGUUUGCCCUGAAAAACGUCUGUUAAACAUAAAGGGUACCUGUAACGCCUGCUUUAGUUUCCCGGCCGAUGUACCGAAAUCUACUGGCAAUGUGUCCAUGGACGAGCGUUACAGUUGUCUUGUCCAUACGGACUCAAAUUCAAUGUCGUUUCGGAUUCUUGUGAUCAUAAACAACUGGUCAAAGACUGCAACCUUGAACCUCAAAAUGACACCAUCUCUUUGGGAAACGGAGGAAAAGUAACUGUCAAGUGUUUGAACGGAAGAUUUGCAGGAAAACUGUAA